Messenger RNA from Psylliodes chrysocephalus, 561 nucleotides. The record is from the annotation of a GenBank genome assembly. Lineage: Eukaryota; Metazoa; Arthropoda; Insecta; Coleoptera; Chrysomelidae.
AUGUCCGCGACGGCAGCAAACAGAAUAAUCCCAAAAUUCAAUUUAUCGCAAAAUUGCCAUCCAUUCAAGAUGUUAAUCGAUCAUGCUUUUAUUCAGCAAAAUCCUGAGACAAUUCCCAUUAACGAUUUUUUAGAAGAAAACGUUGAUGUCAUUCCUAAUGAUGCCUCCAUUAUUAACAAUAUCCCUACCGAUACUCCUAACGACGGUGUCAGUAUUAUUGAUGACGUUGCAGUAAUCUCGAAGACCAACAACACAACAUUUGAGGAGAUUGCGCCUAUUCCAGUUAUGCCUGGGUCAAGUGGUUGUCAGAAAAGGAAACAUCAUGCUGAGCUACUUAAAUCUCCAGAAAUUAUUGCACAAAAACGACAAACGACGCAAAAAAGAAAUAAAAGAAAAAAGGAAAUUGAAAAGAUAAAACACAAGCAAGAAAAGGAAAGAAAAGAAGGUAAUGAAGACAAGAAAGAAAAAAGAAGACAAUUACUGUUCAGAAGAAAAAGCGUAUUGCAAGGGCUACUGAUGAUACCAGUUCGUCAGAUAGCGAAUUGGAAGUGCUUACAGUAG